This is a messenger RNA of Brassica napus (rape), 3579 nucleotides long. RefSeq names its product protein unc-13 homolog. Bases 240 to 3350 code for a protein of 1036 amino acids. The transcript has 6 exons. The record is from RefSeq and is a predicted model, not a curated record. Lineage: Eukaryota; Viridiplantae; Streptophyta; Magnoliopsida; Brassicales; Brassicaceae.
UCAACAUUCCACAGCACAGAAAAAUUUGCUGUAGAUUACCGUUUUUCCAACUUGUUUCCUUCCUCUACCACUUCCUUCUCUGUUCCUCUUGUUUCUUGUUUCUCACGCGUUUGCCUUAUUUUUAAAACUAGAAAUGUCAUCUCUCUCCCUCUUUCCUCUCAUUUUGGACAAAAUCUAAUUUCAUAAAUCCUGUCCAAAACUUCUCCCUCCCUCCCUCCACCCCCUCUCCUCCUCCCACCAUGAACCAUCAUCACCGACGUGAGUCCUUCUCGGUGACUAUCUCUAACAUGGGAGGUGGUUCCACGGUGCUUUGUCCUAACACCGACCUUCUCUGGCCAUUCGGGAAGCUCAACGGUCUUGAACCUGAUGAUAUCCGUGAGACGGCGUACGAGAUCUUCUUCACGGCUUGUAGGUCUUCACCAGGGUUUGGAGGUAAGACUGCUCUCACGUUCUACUCUACGCACAACAACAACGACAAUCAUGGAGAAGGAGGAGGAGGAGGAGGAGGAUCAAAUGGUGGUGGGUCUGGUUCAGGGUUUGGGUUUUCAGGGAGGAAAGAGGUGGUGACAACCCCUACAAGCCGGGUUAAACGGGCUUUAGGGUUGAAGAUGCUUAAAAGGUCACCGUCUAGGCGGAUGUCUACGAUAGGAGUGGCUGGAGGAGCAGGGGUAAACUCAUUGUCACCCGGUGGUGGAAGUGGCUCAGGACAUAUUAGCCCCGGAGCUGGAUUCUUGACGGUCCAGCCUACUCGGCCUAGAAGACCGUUAACUUCGGCUGAGAUCAUGAGGCAACAAAUGAGGGUGACAGAGCAGAGUGAUAGCCGGCUUAGAAAAACCUUGUUGAGAACGCUUGUUGGUCAAACGGGUAGACGAGCAGAGACGAUCAUCUUACCGUUAGAGCUUCUCCGACACUUGAAAACAUCAGAGUUCGGUGAUGGUCCCGAGUACCAGCUCUGGCAACGAAGACAACUCAAAGUUCUUGAAGCUGGUCUUCUCCUACACCCUUCGAUUCCUCUAGACAAAACCAACAACUACGCAAUGCGUUUAAGAGAAAUCGUUAGACAGAGCGAGAACAAACCCAUCGACACAAGCAAAACCUCAGACACGAUGAGAACACUAUGCAACGUAGUCGUGUCUUUAGCUUGGCGCAGCACUAAUGGAAACCCAUCAGAUGUUUGUCACUGGGCUGAUGGUUUCCCUCUCAACAUCCAUCUCUACGUUGCAUUGUUGCAAUCGAUAUUCGAUGUUAGGGAUGAGACGUUGGUGCUCGAUGAGAUCGAUGAGAUGCUUGAGCUAAUGAAGAAAACUUGGUCAACACUAGGGAUCACAAGACCGGUGCAUAAUCUAUGUUUCACUUGGGUUUUGUUUCAUCAAUAUGUAGUAACGUCACAAAUGGAACCAGACUUGCUAGGUGCGUCUCAUGCUAUGCUGGCUGAAGUUGCUAAUGACGCUAAGAAACUUGACCGUGAAGCUCUCUAUGUAAAACUACUGACCUCAGUAUUAGCCUCUAUGCAAGGAUGGACCGAGAAAAGAUUGUUAAGCUACCAUGACUAUUUCCAAAGAGGCAAUGUGGGGUUGAUAGAGAAUCUUCUCCCAUUGGCGUUAUCAUCUUCAAGAAUCUUGGGAGAGGAUGUGACAAUCUCUCAAGGGAAAGGCGAUGUUAAGUUAAUUGAUUAUUCAGGAGACCGUGUUGAUUAUUACAUAAGAGCGUCUAUUAAAACCGCAUUUUCCAAGGUGAUAGAGAACACAAAAGCUAAAAUCCUAGCAACAGAGGAAGGAGAAGAAGCUGCUGCAACACUAUUGCAUCUAGCAAAGGAAACAGAGGAGUUAGCGUUAAGGGAACGUGAAUGUUUCAGUCCAAUACUCAAAAGAUGGCACUCAGUUGCUGCUGGUGUUGCCUCUGUGUCGCUUCACCAAUGCUAUGGCUCGAUCUUGAUGCAGUAUUUGGCAGGGAGAUCUUUUAUCUCAAGAGAUACUGUUGAGGUUUUGCAAACGGCAGGGAAGCUAGAGAAGGUUUUGGUGCAGAUGGUUGCUGAAGAUUCAGAAGAAUUCGAUGACGGUGGAAAAGGGCUGGUUCAAGAAAUGGUUCCUUAUGAAGUUGAUUCGAUUAUAUUGCGGCUUUUGAGGCAAUGGAUUGAAGAGAAUCUAAAAAGAGUUCAAGAAUGUUUGUUUAGAGCAAAAGAAACUGAAACAUGGAACCCUAAGUCCAAAUCAGAACCUUAUGCACAAUCUGCAGGAGAGUUGAUGAAGCUAGCCAAGGAAAUAAUAGAUGAGUUCUUUGAAAUCCCUAUUGGGAUUACAGAGGAUCUAGUUCAUGAUCUUGUUGAAGGAUUAGAACAACUUUUCCAAGAAUACACUACAUUUGUUGCAUCUUGUGGUUCGAGACAGAGUUACAUUCCUACAUUACCUCCUCUUACAAGAUGCAACAGAGAUUCAGGAUUCCUUAAACUAUGGAAGAGAGCUACACUCUGUACCGCCGUCAGAGAAGAUUUCAGCCACGUUGCACCAGCGUUAUCCGACGGCCACCAUGCACGCCCAUCCACAAGCCGCGGGACGCAACGUCUUUACAUUCGUCUCAACACGCUACACUUCCUAAGCUCACACAUCCACUCACUGAACAAAACACUCUCCCUAAACCCGAGGGUACUUCCCGCAACUCGAAAACGUUACCGCCACCGAAGCAACAACUCUUCAUCUUACUUCGACUUCACCUACGCUGGCAUCGAAUCCGCUUGCCAGCACGUGUCAGAAGUCGCGGCUUACAGACUAAUCUUCCUCGACUCGAACUCUGUUCUCUACGAGAGUCUUUACGUAGGAGAAGUCGCGAACACGAGGAUCAGACCGGCUUUGCGGGUCAUGAAACAGAACUUAACGCUAAUGUCAGCGAUUCUUGCGGACCGAGCUCAAGCGUUAGCGAUGAGGGAGGUUAUGAAGUCGUCUUUCGAAGCGUUCUUGAUGGUUUUACUCGCUGGAGGGUUUUCGAGAGUGUUUUACAGAUCGGAUCAUAGUUUGAUCGAGGAAGAUUUCGAGAGCUUGAAGAGGGUUUUUUGCACUUGUGGUGAAGGGUUGAUACCUGAGGAUAUUGUUGAUAGAGAUGCGGAGAGUGUGGAAGGAGUGAUUCAGCUGAUGAGUCAACCUACGGAGCAGCUUAUGGAAGAUUUUAGCAUCGUGACGUGCGAAACAAGUGGGAUGGGGAUGGUUGGGUCAAGACAGAAGCUUCCGAUGCCUCCGACUACGGGAAGGUGGAACCGGUCGGAUCCGAACACUAUCUUGAGGGUUCUUUGUCAUAGAAACGACCGUGUUGCUAACCAGUUUCUUAAGAAGUCGUUUCAAUUGCCUAAAAGGAGGUGAGAACUUGAAAAUGGAAAAAAAAAGAGAGAAAAAAAAAAGAAUUCAACUCUAAGAAGCAAAAAAUGUUUGUGUUGGUGAGAGGUGAAUUUGAAUUGUUGUGUCAAGAUCUUCAAACUAUGAUUUUCGGAUAAUUUGUAAUAAUUUAUUUAUUUUUGUUUUAUUAUUGUUACAGAGUUUGAAGAGUCACAAGGGUUUGUGUGUUAUUUCGUAUGAAUAUUUGUUGAUUGUU